Messenger RNA from Culex pipiens pallens (northern house mosquito), 2616 nucleotides. RefSeq lists its product as uncharacterized. The coding region runs from base 1 to 2616 and encodes 871 amino acids. NCBI's taxonomy places the organism in Eukaryota, Metazoa, Arthropoda, Insecta, Diptera, Culicidae. Gene Ontology annotation, molecular function: nucleic acid binding. The transcript has 4 exons. The record is from RefSeq and is a predicted model, not a curated record.
AUGUGUAAAGUGAAGCAUAAGCGCAGCAGCAAGUCGAAACGAGUGAAGGAGAUCAAAGAAAGUCAUUCAGAGGAAGAUUCCGGGUCGUCCCAAAGUGAUUCGUCUUCGGAUGAAAGUGAUGAACUCGAAAUUGGAAAAAAUUGGGACAACUCGGAAAGUGGUGGAAGUGUUCACGCUGACUUGGACCUUAAGUUCGCGAAAAAGUGGAAAUCAGUGAAGUGCGAGCUCGAUACAGGAGCAAAUACCAGCCUAAUCGGCGUCGAGUGCUUGGCAAAGCUCACAAGUGAAGCGAAUCCAGCUCUGCUCUCGUCGAAAUAUCGCCUGCAAAGCUUCGGCGGCAACCCUAUCAACGUCCUAGGGCAAGUGAAGAUUCCCUGUCGCCGAAAUGCCAAGCGGUACAAGCUGGUUCUGCAGGUCGUGGAAGGCGAUCACCGUCCUUUGCUGUCAGCCAAAGCGUCUCGAAUUUUGGGAUUCGUCAAGUUCUGCAAAGCUGUUUCAUUUGGGAAGCCUGAUGGGUCACCACAGAACCUUUUGAACGGCCUCGGCAAGCUGGCUGGACCGAUUUCUUUGGAUGUAGACGACAGCAUUCCACCGGUGAUUCAACCACCGCGUCGUGUGCCCAUCGCGAUGCGGGACAAGCUGAAGAAGGAGCUGGAGUCGUUGGAAGAGCAGGGAAUCAUCGUGAAGGAGACAACGCACACGGACUGGUUCGUCACACUUGACGAGAUUCUACCGGAACUUGGACAGGCCCGAGUUUUUUCCACGGUGGACGCCAAGAAGGGGUUCUGGCACGUCGUACUCGAUGAAGCCAGCAGCAAACUGACGACCUUUUGGACGCCUUUUGGUCGUUUCCGCUGGAUCCGUUUGCCGUUCGGAAUCGCCCCUGCACCCAAAAUCUUCCAGAUGAGAUUGCAAGAAGUCAUUCAGGGGCUGAAAGGCGUUGAAUGCAUAGCGGACGAUUUGCUGGUAUACGGAGUUAGAAACAUCCUGGGAGAAGCGCUAAAAGACCACAACAAUUGCCUGGAACGACUCCUCACUCGUCUAGAGGAGCACAACGUAAAGCUAUAUCGAUCCAAACUUAAGCUGUGUCAAACUUCGGUUAAGUUUUACGGGCACGUAUUGACUGACGAAGGGAUCAAGCCGGACGAGAGCAAGAUUGCGACGAUCAAGAACUAUCCGACCCCUACCAACCGCAAAGAAGUCCAUCGCUUCAUAGGUAUGGUCAACUAUCUGAGUCGAUUCCUGAACAACCUCAGCGCCAGCUUGACGAAUCUCCGUAGGCUGAUCGUUGAGUCCGUUCCCUGGCAGUGGACGCAAGUCGAGGAAGAAGAGUUUCAACGGGUUAAAUCUCUCGUGGCGGAUACCGGAACCCUACGGUAUUACAACAUGCAGCAACCACUGACCAUAGAGUGCGAUGCAAGCUGUUUUGGUCUCGGCGUUGUGGUUUAUCAGCAGGACGGAGUUAUCGGAUACGCCUCGCGGACUCUUACCAAGACGAUCCUCUUUGCGUGCGUACGGUUCGAUCAGCUGAUCGUAGGAAAUCCCAUGACAACCAUCAAGACGGAUCACAAACCUCUCAUCAGUUUGUUCCGAAAACCACUCCUGGCGGCCCCCCGCCGGCUCCAGCACAUGCUGCUUAACCUGCAGCGGUAUCGGUUUUUCAUUGUGUUCGUCUCUAGGAAGGAAAACGUCGUCGCAGACGCUCUAUCGCGAGCCCCGAUUCUCGAGGAGGAGCCAGCGGAUCAGUACCAAAAACUCAACAUUUGCAGAUUUUCCGGUGAACUCGAAGAAGUUCGCCUCAGCAGCUACUUGAGCGUUUCGGAUAGUCGUCUGAAGGAAAUCGAAUCCGAAACAAAGAAGGACCAAACGAUGCAGCUGAUAGCCGACUACAUUCAGCAUGGUUGGCCGCUAUCCGCUGACCGGGUCCCGGAUGGAGCAAGGAUUUACUUCGGUUAUCGCAACGAGCUCUGUACACAGGAUGGACUAGUUUUUCGCGGAGAUCAAAUCUUGGUUCCGCACAGUCUUCGUCGCAAACUGGUCGAAUGCUGCCACGUGAGCCACAACGGAGUGGAGGCGACGUUGAAGCUAGCCAGGAACAACCUUUUCUGGCCAGGGAUGAGCACACAAAUAAAGGACGUCGUGAUGCAGUGUGCUGUGUGUGCCAAGUUCGCAGCGUCUCAGCCCAAUCCUCCAAUGUUGAGCCACACCAUCCCGAUCCAUCCUUUCCAGCUGGUCUCGAUGGAUGUCUUCCUGGCGGAGUAUCGUGGUGCCAAGCGCAAAUUUCUGGUAACCGUUGACCACUACUCCGACUUCUUCGAAGUGGACAUCCUCAAGGAUUUGACUCCGGAGGCCGUCAUCGCAGCGUGCAAGACAAACUUUGCGCGCCACGGAAAGCCAAUGUUCGAGUUUGCGCGAGAUUGGGAUUUCGAGUUUGUUACUUCGUCGCCCCAUCACCAACAAGGAAACGGAAAGUCUGAGGCGGCCGUUAAGAUCGCCAAACGGUUGCUUAAGAAGUCUGAAGAAACGGGAGCCGACUUCUGCUGCAUCGGAACUCCGAUGCGAUUACACCGCCUGUCCCGCAACCGUCGCAGCACAACUCCGAGGCAGUUUCACUGA